This is a messenger RNA of Pygoscelis adeliae (Adelie penguin), 1185 nucleotides long. RefSeq names its product green-sensitive opsin-like. Lineage: Eukaryota; Metazoa; Chordata; Aves; Sphenisciformes; Spheniscidae. Gene Ontology annotation, biological process: G protein-coupled receptor signaling pathway; visual perception; phototransduction. Gene Ontology annotation, cellular component: photoreceptor outer segment; membrane. Gene Ontology annotation, molecular function: G protein-coupled receptor activity. The record is from RefSeq and is a predicted model, not a curated record.
UUUUUUUUUUUUUAAUUGGGGUUGAAGCAAAAUUAAUUACAAAAGAAGAGCAUUUGAUUUUUAAAAAACCCUUAAAAGCAAAGCAGCUGCCAUAACAUUGGCAAGAUGAAUGGGACAGAAGGUAUCAAUUUUUAUGUGCCUAUGUCCAACAAGACAGGGGUGGUGCAGAGCCCCUUCGAGUACCCCCAGUAUUACCUAGCCAAGCCCUGGAAAUUCCGUGUCAUGUGUUGCUACAUCUUUUUCCUCAUCUCCAUUGCUUUGCCCAUCAACCUCCUCACCCUCCUGGUCACCUUCAAACACAAGAAGCUCCGGCAGCCGCGCAACUACAUCUUGGUCAACUUGGUGGUGGCUGACCUCUUCAUGGCCUGCUUUGGCUUCACGGUCACCUUCUACGCUGCCUGGAAUGGCUACUUCGUCUUCGGACCCGUCGGCUGUGCCAUGGAGGGCUUCUUCACCACGCUGGGAGGCCAAGUCGCCCUGUGGUCCCUGGUUGUCUUGGCCAUGGACGGCUACAUCAUUGUCUGCAAACCCAUGGGAAACUUCCGCUUCUCCGCAACCCACGCCAUGAUGGGCAUCGCUUUUACCUGGAUAAUGGCCUUUUCCUGUGCCAAUCCACCCCUCUUCGGCUGGUCCAGAUACAUGCUGGAGGGGAUGCAGUGUUCCUGCGGCCCCAACUACUGCACCCACAACCCUGACUACCACAACGAGUCCUACGUCCUCUACAUGUUCGUCAUCCACUUCAUCAUCCCGGUCGUGGUCAUUUUCUUCUCCUACGGGUGCCUCAUUUGCAAAGUUCGAGAGGCAGCUGCCCAGCAGCAGGAGUCGGCCACGACCCAGAAGGCCGAGAAGGAGGUGACGCGGAUGGUGAACCUCAUGGUGCUGGGGUUUAUGCUGGCCUGGACGCCCUAUGCCAUGGUGGCAUUCUGGAUCUUCACCAGCAAGGGAGUGGACUUCACCGCCACGCUCAUGUCAGUGCCUGCCUUCUUCUCCCUCUACAACCCCAUCAUCUAUGUCUUCAUGAACAAACAGUUCCAUAAUUGCAUGAUCACUACAAUCUGCUGUCGUCAUUACAAUCACUACAAUCUGUCUUCGUCCCCCUUUGGGGACAAAGACAUCUCCUCUGCCGUAUCCCACAGCAAGACUGAGGUCUCCUCCGUCUCUUCCAGCCAAGUGUCACCUGCAUAG